This is a messenger RNA of Maylandia zebra (zebra mbuna), 4351 nucleotides long. It is a transcript of the gene tnfrsf21, whose product is annotated as tumor necrosis factor receptor superfamily, member 21. The record is from RefSeq and is a predicted model, not a curated record. Gene Ontology annotation, biological process: adaptive immune response; negative regulation of myelination; negative regulation of B cell proliferation. NCBI's taxonomy places the organism in Eukaryota, Metazoa, Chordata, Actinopteri, Cichliformes, Cichlidae. Gene Ontology annotation, cellular component: plasma membrane. Gene Ontology annotation, molecular function: protein binding.
AGAGCCGCACUGCACGCUGACAAGCCAGGACAGGGCGAGGCGGCGGUCCCGGUGUAUGCCCCCAUCCAUCAUCGCUAUGGGAAUUACCACAGCGUUGUCUGUGAAGCAGACCCUCACCUCGCAUCUAAAACCGGUUCACCUGGAGACACAGACUAUAAAACACUGCAGUGGAGACUGUCGCUGCUCAGAGCCGGGCUCAGCUUCUCUCCUCCGGUAAACUGAGGAGGACGAUGAUGAUGAUGAUGAUGACUAACAUCUAUAGAUGAGAAGUCUUUCUCAGGCCGUCACCUUGGACCUCUGCUCGACCUUCAUCUGUAUACUCUAAAUGAGGACCAUGCCUGCCAUGUGUGUAUCCGCAGUGCUCUUAUGUACAGUUGUGGUUGAUAUCUCAGCUCGGGUUUUGACCACAUCCAGCACAGAUGACCAGCCCAUUUUUUCUCAACGGCACUAUCAGCACACCGACCAAGACACGGGCACCCAGCUGGUCUGUGAUAAGUGCCCGGCUGGCACCUAUGUCUCCAUCCACUGCUCUCCAACUUCUGUGAGGGAAUGCAGCCCCUGUCCCAAAGGCACCUUCACACGGGGAGAGAAUGGAGUUCAGCAAUGCCAUCGCUGCAGGAGUCCUUGCCCAGCUGGCUUUAUUGAGAAAACGCCUUGCACAGCCACCCAGGAUCGAAUCUGCACAUGCCCACCCAAUACAUUCCUGUCAGGGGAUGGUGCUGCUGUGUGUAAGCCCCACUCUUUGUGCCCCCCAGGCAAGAGGGUGAAAAAGCAGGGCAGUGAGAAAAAGGACGUGGUCUGUAAGCAGUGCUCUGAGGGAACUUUUUCAGAUGUGAAAUCAAGUGCAACACAGUGCAGAAAUCACACAGGCUGCCAGGUUCAGGGGCUGGUGCUGCUCUCACCAGGGACUAGAGAGAAAGAUAAUAUCUGUGGACCCCUUUCUACAGCUCCAUCCUCUGCCUCCACCACCGCUUCAGGUGGCUCAGGACUUGUACAGGAACCCAUUAUUUCUUCAAUCUUUCCAGCACCCCUGGCUGGACCUGCACAAAAAGGUACCCACAGCCAGUCAGCAGCCAUUCAGCUGAAGGAACCCCAGGGUGGAAAAAGCCAGCGAGCAGAAGAGCCCCUCCGAAGCCAUCCUGGCACUCUCACCCAACCAAAUUGGACUCCAGUUCUCCCAGCUCAUGAGGAACCAAUGGACCAUGAGUUGCAGAGGGGGCAACUGAAUUCUGAACCAAACCCAGGGCCUAACAAGAGGGCAAUGGAAGAUCUGGGGACUGAAGAAAUAGUCAAGGUUGAAACAAGCAUAAGAAAGAUUAAUGGACAAGAUAGCGCAGGUGGGGCCUCCAGCUCCUACAGGCCAACUCGCAGGGGAUUCCCAAGACCAAGCGCCCAUAAUCACUUUGACAUAAACGAGCACCUGCCCUGGAUGAUUGUACUGCUGCUGCUGCUGGUGCUGGUGGUGAUCGUAGUGUGUAGUGUGAAGCAGAGCUCUCAGGUGUUGAAGAAGGGCCCAAUGCAGGACCCGAGCAGCAUCAUGGAGAAGGCAAUUCAAAAGAAACCCCCUGCACCACUAACUCAAGUCCGAGAGAAGUGGAUCUACUAUGCCAACGGACAAGGAGUGGAUAUCCUGAAGCUCGUGGCAGCCCAGGUGGGCACGCAGUGGAUCGACAUCUAUCAGUCGCUGGCUAAUGUCACAGAGCGUGAGGUGGCUGCCUUCUCCAACGGCUACUCUUCUGAUCAUGAGAGGGCGUAUGCUGCGCUGCAGCACUGGACGAUCCGGGACAGCGAUGCCAACCUGGCCAAGCUGAUCAACGCCCUGCACCGGCAGCGCCGCAUCGAUGUGGUGGAAAAGAUCCGCUGUGUAAUGGAGGACAACCCACAGUUUGACAUCAACCAGCUGAUGACCUCAGGGAAUGUAAGCAAUAGACACAGUCCAAUCCAGAAGCCCACAGAGUCUCCUAUUAGCAUUGCCAGCAACAGUAGCAUGGGCCGGGUCAGUGGCAUGGGUUUGGAGCAGUCACCAGUGGACCGCACCAAAGGCUUCUUCCCUGAUGAAUCGGAGCCCCUGCUUCGCUGCGACUCUACCUCCAGCAAAGACUCCGCCCUGAGUAGGAAUGGCUCCUUUAUUACCAAAGAGAAGAAAGACACAGUGCUCCGACAGGUGCGUCUGGACCCAUGUGACCUGCAGCCCAUCUUUGACGACAUGCUGCACAUCCUCAACCCAGAGGAGUUGCAUAUCAUCGAACAGAUCCCAGCCGCUGAGGACAAACUGGACAGGCUCUUUGAGAUUGCAGGAGUGAAGAGUCAGGAGGCCAGCCAGAAGCUGCUGGACUCUGUGUACAGCCAUCUCCCUGACCUCUUGUAGCAGAGGAAAGAUCAGGAAACAGCACAGACUGGAGUUGGCACAAGAAUAAAAAGAAGUACGAGGGAUGAAUACAAUGUUGUGUUCCAGUUAAGUCUUGGGUGGCAUUUCAUCUAAAAAGCUGUCAUCAUGCCACUUCAUUUGAACAUGGUCUGUGUCUGCUACCUCCAGUGACUCUUUAAAAUCUUUACUUUAUUCCUUUUCUUGUUCUUCUAAUACACACAAGUACAAAAAAUAAUUUCCCCCAGGGAUCAAUAAAGUAUUCUGAUUCUGAUUCCUUUAAAACAACCCAGCCUAUACCACGAUGAACUCAAUCUAACAGAGAGAAUGGCUCAACAGCCUAACAGCCUCCUAAUUUAGAGGAAUACUGGGUUGAAAAGUAGCGUAGACGUAAAUGGACUCCAUAGAAAAUCACACGUAGCACUUUCUUUAUCUGAAAUGGUCUUCAUGCCUUCAUGUCUGGUGGUGGUGGUGGUGGGGGGGGUUGUAGUUUGUCCCUGUUGUUCAGGCUUCUCAUGCCUUUAACAUGGAUCAAGUGUUACACGCUACAUUUAGCAAUGAACAUGGUAAAGGUAAAUAAGCUAUAACUUCAAAUGAUGCUGGUAUUAUUCUUUAAUUUUAGGGUUCUUGUAAAGAAUAUUUUUGCCCAGGUGUAGGUUUAACUGUAAGUCAUGUGCCUGAACUUUCCAAAGCUUUGUUCCUCCCUCCCUCUUACUGUAACCACCAGCAGGGAGCAGCAUUACUUAGAUGGUUGUCCUGCUUUUCUGCAACCAAAACCAUAGCUCAAAAAAUGACCUUCUAAACUUUGUCUAAUGUUCUGAUAUAUGGUUCUGCAAAAACUCUUUUUGAGAAAAAAAAAAAAAGCUGAACUAAACGGGAAGCUUAACUGCGUUGACCGGCCGCAGUCUGCUUCUCUGGAACUGAAACCAUGUCUGCAAAGGUUCAGCCACCUUUGAAUUCAUGGGCAGGAAAAAUACUUGGACUAGUACACUCAUGCAGACCUCAACUAGCUACCCCUAGUUGCCUCAACAAAUGUAGUGUUGAUAAAGUGUUCUUGAUACAUUCUGGAGUUCAUGUCAGUGUGGUUUUCAAUCAGACAGAGUUGCCUGAGUGUUUCACUGCUAGAGUAAAAAUGAUAAAAUACAACAGAUUUUUUUUUCUUUUUCAUGCGGUAGUAUUUUGCUACCUGUAUCAUUUAGUUGAUGAGAAAAUGUCAUAAUGAUGCACUAAUCCUAUUUUCCAUUAAGAGAGAGAUGUUGUACUUUAUUUGUCUUUAAUGUUUUAUAACUAACAUUUGAUUUUAUUGGUUAUUAUAUUUGUGUCACAAUGUUUCCAUUUUUCUUUCACCAGCAUUCAGACAGAUGUGCUCACCAGGAUGUAGCGUAUACAUACUCCAUAAUCUACUUGAAGUCUGUCUAGUUGGCUCUUUUACAUGAUGUAACAGAAAAAAAAUGCAAUUUCUGUUCCCUCAACGUUCCACUCAACAAAACACAUCAACAUUUGGUGCACGCCUGAUCUCUCACUGGCUGGCAUUACUAGGGCAGAGAUAUGCGAAUCCAGGGUAAAGAUGAAAAAUACUGACUGAAUGAAAAAGACUUAAGGUUGUGUUCUAGGACUCUGUGAGCUUUCUCAACAUCUGAACAUCCACCAUAUCACUGGUGAUGCAAGGCCAUGGCUUGGUUUUAUUUUAUUCACAUGCUAAAUUGACAUAUUUGCAGAAACUACUGGAUUUUAUUUUAGAAAUUAAUUUGAAUACAUUUUUUAAAGCUUUGCCAUACAUGUGCUGCAAGUAGGUACUGUAAAACAUGGUAAGUGGUGCAUGUUAAUCAAACCCAAAUCCUAGACGUGCCCAUUGCCCUUAUCCUAGAUAACUGUACGAUGUGAGCUUUUUAUUUUCUGAUGCACAUGCAGAUUGAGUGGCUGAUCAUCAAAUUUCACACAUGUAACCAGUAAGUUUAUUACUAUGUAACUGCUUAAAAUCCACAA